Gekko japonicus is the source of this 458-nucleotide messenger RNA. It is a transcript of the gene RPL37A, whose product is annotated as ribosomal protein L37a. Lineage: Eukaryota; Metazoa; Chordata; Lepidosauria; Squamata; Gekkonidae. Gene Ontology annotation, cellular component: ribosome. The record is from RefSeq and is a predicted model, not a curated record. Gene Ontology annotation, molecular function: structural constituent of ribosome. Bases 83 to 361 code for a protein of 92 amino acids. Gene Ontology annotation, biological process: translation. The transcript is spliced from 4 exons.
GGGGGUGGGGAGAAACCGGGUUGAUUGUGCGCGUGCGCAGUGAACGCUUCCUUCUUUUCCUGCGGCCUGUAGCGGCGGCACGAUGGCCAAGCGCACCAAGAAAGUUGGCAUUGUGGGUAAAUAUGGUACCCGAUAUGGCGCUUCCCUGAGGAAGAUGGUAAAGAAGAUUGAAAUUAGCCAGCAUGCCAAGUAUACCUGCUCCUUCUGUGGCAAGACCAAAAUGAAGAGGAAAGCUGUGGGUAUCUGGCAUUGUGGCUCUUGUAUGAAAACGGUGGCUGGUGGUGCCUGGACAUACAACACUACUUCAGCGGUGACAGUGAAAUCUGCCAUCCGAAGAUUGAAGGAGUUAAAAGACCAGUAGAAACCUCUUUUUCUCUCCUAAUGUUGUCUUAUGUUCCUCCUCCAGUUUCUCAGUCCAUUAUGCCUUUUUGUUAAUUAAAGGUGGUUGUGAAUCUGGA